AUGAAGCUGACAAUGGUCUCUUCUCUGUUCUUUCAUUCAUCCUCAAUUGAGGAAGACGUAGAUUCUACCGACAUACGAGAAUCCAAUGAGCAAGUAAGGAAGGAUUUAGCUGCAUCUUCUUCUGAAAAUAUCAAGAACUCAACCAAUGAAGGAGGCGCUACAAAUAAGACGGAACAUCAAAUAACCAACCCUGAAGAAACAAUUACAAGUCCAUCUGAUGAAAGGAUAGUCUCCAAUUCACCAAGUAUUCUAUCACAAGAUCCUCAACAUCAUCAAACGUCUAUACGGGAUAGUAACGAUAUUGUUGUGAGCAGUGGACUCAACAACACUGAUUCCUCCAACAAGGAGCCCAUCUUCAUCCUAAAGAAAACCAUCAUCGGAACAAGAAACACAUCAAUCUUGUUGAGCAGUAAUAGAAGGAACGAGAGAACUCACUCUCUUCUUCUGUCGUUAUUCAAUCUGAUCACACUAAGAGGAGCCUCAAUGGAUACUCCUCCCAACUGCACAGAAAUAAGCCUUGAAAAGCUUCUACAAUGUUUAGAGAAAGCAUUCCUUGACUUCAAUCCAAAACUAAAAUCUUGUAAGAUUAAGAGUCUUCUCAACAGAUUGUACAAUACAAAAACAGUUGAUUUCCGAGUUACAGGAGAAAUCAAUAGCAUUGAAAAUGAUUCAAUAGAAAAGCUCGUUGAUUGGGUCAAGAUCUACUUUGUCCACGGAACUAUCAUCGCUGAGAGCAGUCCACUGUACUCAUCGCUUAAAGGAAUGAAAUAUAGCGAGUUAUUAAAUCAUUCCAAAUCUUCGGGUAAUACUAAAAAGCUUGAAGAUAUAAGAGAGUUCUUAAACCAGUAUUCCGAUUUGGGAUUGAGCCAAGAGGGACUUGAGAAAUUGCACGCUAUUGAAGCAAUGCGUUUGAAAAUUUUGUUUCAUGAGGACAUGUUCUCGGUAAUUGUAAACUAUAAGGGAAGAAUAUUCGAGCUAAUAGACAGAAAUGCUCUCGAUUCGAACUCUCAUCUGAGAGCCAAAUACAAUUGGUCAGGCCCAAUCCCAGAGAAUGCCGUUUGGGCAAGAUGGCCUCUUCACAAUCCUAGUGAUAAGAGAGUAUUGUGUGGAGGAGAUUUCUUUGAACUGCCAAUGACAUGUUCUCCAACAGCAAGUCCUAACUUAAUUUCCAUUUCUGAACAAUCAGAUGAAAGCAUUGAUGUUUCAAUUUUGACAUGUCCAAUCUCCAUGUGCAUUUUCUUUGACCCUAUCGUGGCAGUUGAUAAUAUUACCUAUGAAAGGGAAGUGUUCAAAAAGUGGUGUGGAAAGAAGGUCGAGAUUGUGUCUCCAGUGACAGGUAAACGAAUUUCUCCUCGCAUGACGAAUGAUGUCGUCAUUAGAAAUAAGGUGAAGAACUACCUGGAACGAAAUAUUCAUCUUAAACUUUCAGAAGAGCUCUUUUUCCCUCUCCACAAUUUUGAGUCAUUCCGUAAAGCGGUCCUAAAAGGCGAUAUCGAUGAAGCAACUGAGAUUGCCAAGAGCGAUAUUCGCUUAAUUAUUAUGAAACCGGAUGAGCUUGCUAGACUUAACGACUCUGUGAAAUCCAAUGACUCACUCAAUGGUUACAAUCUUGCCUUCAUUCAUGGCCUUCCCAAGCUUCUUGACAAUAUGAAAAAUAUUCUCAUUCAUAAUAUUUAUCUUGCCAUGGAACAACAAUGUGAAUCCUCAACCAUAGAGCAACUUUCCCUACAUGUUGAUUUGAUUGAACAAAAAAUUCAAGAUUCCAAACAAGAGUUUCCAUCAUCGUUCUCAAAAGAGAAAGAGAGUGUUGUUGUUGAGACUUCAAUAAACCCCUAA
This is a messenger RNA of Naegleria fowleri, 1836 nucleotides long. RefSeq lists its product as uncharacterized. Gene Ontology annotation, molecular function: K48-linked deubiquitinase activity; ubiquitin-protein transferase activity; cysteine-type carboxypeptidase activity. Gene Ontology annotation, cellular component: cytosol; cell periphery. The record is from RefSeq and is a predicted model, not a curated record. Bases 1 to 1836 code for a protein of 611 amino acids. NCBI's taxonomy places the organism in Eukaryota, Heterolobosea, Eutetramitea, Acrasida, Naegleriidae. Gene Ontology annotation, biological process: protein ubiquitination; protein K48-linked deubiquitination. The transcript is spliced from 3 exons.